Molecule: messenger RNA, 1365 nt
Organism: Mucor velutinosus
Lineage: Eukaryota; Fungi; Mucoromycota; Mucoromycetes; Mucorales; Mucoraceae
Exons: 3
Coding region: 1-1365 (454 amino acids)
Biological process (GO): regulation of transcription by RNA polymerase II
Molecular function (GO): DNA-binding transcription factor activity, RNA polymerase II-specific; RNA polymerase II cis-regulatory region sequence-specific DNA binding
Source: RefSeq, a predicted model, not a curated record
AUGGCCGGCAUGGAUCACAAUGAGAAAAAGGACGCAGUGAAUACUGUUUCUGAGCCAGUUGAUAAAUUACAAGCUAAGAAUCAUAAGCAAACGAAUGCUCCAGGUGUGGACGAAGCACCAAUGGCUGUAUUGCCCUUGAAUUCAAGCACUAAGCUGGAUCAAGAACCAAAUCCAUUUGAACAAAGCUUUUCCGGUGUCGCUGCUGAAGAUAAAGUAAAGGACAAACUCAAGCUACCACCAGUCGCCUCUAUCACAAGCCCCUCUCCUGUGUUGAAUUCAUCAGCAAACAACAACAACAACAAUACAAGCAAUGUUAUAGGAGGUGGCAUUUUACCAAAGGAGGUCUCUAGCCAGUUCACUUGGGAUACUCUUCGAACUGGACCUUUAUCCCCAUCUAUGCUUCAAGGCCCUGCUAAUCCCGAUGACUAUUAUACAUCUUCGGUUCCCAAGAGCAAUGGCCAAUUGGCUCCUCCAAUGGGGUAUUCUGCCAGAAGUUCAUUUUCUACCACUUCGAGUGAUAUGCAAUAUGCCGUAAAGGCUGAGCCUCAGCAGAACAUGUACUCUCACCCUCCCCCCCCUCCUGCCUCGCAACCAUCAAAGCGUACCCGCCAGCAGUCGUCAAGCAGUGCAUCUCGAAAACGAUCAGUGUCUCAGCAAGCAGACGAUGAUGCUCUUUCUAUGGAUAGCAACGAAUCAAACCAACAAAGCAAAACUCGUAGAAGAUCUUCUGCAGUUACAAACGAGUCGGAAGAAGACAACGCUUCUACUUCCAAUGGAGGCAAUGGCAAAAAGAGAACCAAGUCAAGUAGCAAAGACCCUGAGGAUGACGAAAAGCGAAAGAAUUUUUUGGAAAGAAAUAGAAUUGCUGCAUUAAAAUGUCGUCAAAGAAAGAAGCAAUGGUUGAACAACCUUCAAGCCAAGGUUGAGUUUUUGACGAGUGAUAACGAAAGACUUCAAAUACAAUCAGAGAGCCUGAAGGAAGAGAUUGUCAACCUGAAAACUCUCUUGUUGGCGCAUAAAGAAUGUCCAGUUGCUCAAUCCAAUGGUUUCCAUCCCAACUCCAUACAGAAGUCGAUGCCUUCCAUGAUGUCCACACAAAUGAUGAGACAGGGCAUCCCGUCUUCUAUGGGAAUGAUGGCUCAACAACAACCAUCCUACCUCAAUAGAAACUCUACCGCCGCCUCUACCUCGUCAUUACCUGCUUCAGGCUCUGGAAACUCAAGUGCGACAACAGUAGCCACAUCAUCUUCAUCAUCUUCCUCCAUCCCUCAAUAUCAACGUACAAAUAUGAUGACUGUGCAGCCACAGCAAUCAAAUCAACAAGGUAUGGUCGCAGGCGGUUCUUCUGGUGUGUUGCGAUUUUAA